Molecule: messenger RNA, 2916 nt
Organism: Corylus avellana
Lineage: Eukaryota; Viridiplantae; Streptophyta; Magnoliopsida; Fagales; Betulaceae
Gene: SK20
Product: SKP1-like 20
Biological process (GO): ubiquitin-dependent protein catabolic process
Source: RefSeq, a predicted model, not a curated record
UUCAUUUUAUUUAUUUUCCUUAAAAAUCUCUCUCUCUCCUCUCCCUCUCUCUCUCUCUCUCUCUCUCGCUCUCAGUUAUCCAUUUUGGAUUCGGCGACAACCGCCAUAGCCGUGCAAUUGAAAGCUCCAUCUCUCUCUUAAUUCUCUGCAAUUCUCUGCAAUUUCUUCAAUUCUCGUCUUCCUCUUAUCACAGAUUUGUAGAAUGCUGGGCCCAAAUUGACACUUUAAUUGUUCAUCCGAGUACUUGUCGUUGAAAUUAGAAGCAUGUUAGUGUGCAUUUUGUGGAUGGCAAGGUUGCUUACUUUUCCUGCUUUGACAGUUCAACUUUGAAUUCUCUGAUAUUGUUGAUGGACUUGGUGCAUUUUGGCUAGCAUUGUGGAUAACUUACAAAUAUUCUAGAAAACCUUGUUGCUUACGAAGGGAGAGCUGUCAUUUGGCCUUCUGGAGCCUCUUAAGUUUCACAAAACAGGGUUAUGCGGCUAUAGCAAAGGAGCUUUAUUUAUUUACGUUUCACGGUGCUUUGAAAUAAUUGGAAAAUGUCAGAAGUUGAUAUGCAAGUUAUUAAACCUGAGAUGAUGAAGUCCUAUAUCUGGCUUCAAACUGCUGAUGGUUCAAUCCAACAAGUAGAGCAAGAGGUAGCCAUGUUUUGCCCCAUGAUAUGUCAUGAAAUAUUACAGAAAGGCAUGGGAUCGUCCAAGAACUAUGCAAUAUCUCUUCCACAACGAGUUAAUCCUGCUAUGUUGAGCUUAAUUCUGGAUUACUGCAGGUUUCAUCAAGUACCAGGUCGCUCUAACAAGGAACGCAAGUCGUUUGAUGAAAGGUUCAUUAGGAUGGACACGAAGAGACUCUGUGAGUUGACAUCUGCUGCUGACAGCCUCCAGUUGAAGCCUUUGGUCGAUCUUACUAGUCGUGCACUUGCACGAAUAAUAGAAGGGAAAACCCCUGAGGAGAUUCGUGAGAUAUUUCAUUUGCCUGACGAUCUUACAGAGGAAGAGAAACUGGAGCCUUUGAAAAACUCUACGGAUGAUCCACGCAUUCGACUUUUGAAUCGACUGUACGCAAGAAAGAGGAAAGAAUUAAAAGAGAGAGACAAAUUAAAGAGUGUUGAGGCUGAAGAAGACCGCGUGGAUGACCGUUCAGUUGAUGAUCUCCUGUCAUUUAUAAAUGGAGGAAAUGGAGAGGUUAGGAAAUUCUGUUUCACAGAUUCUAAGGGGGUUAAAACUUCCAAGGGUAAAAAGAAGAACCGAAGAAGAAAAGAUCCACAGAAAAAUGCUUCUGCCGAUGAAUCCGUUGAAAGCCAUGAGAAGGAUUCAAAUUGCCUUAAUUUUAUAUGCCAUAGAACUGAAGUUGACAAGUUGCGGCCCCACCCCGGUGAGACGUCAAAAUUACCAGAUGAGGAAGAUGAAGCUUUUGCACAUAAGGUUGAGUUCGAUGACGGUGAUAUUGAUGAUGAGAUUGACCCUGCAUUAAAGGAAGAAAUUGAUAGGGAGGUGGAAGAUUUUGCUCGGAGAUUGAAUUCAGACUGGCCUGAAAGGAUGCAAGAGAUUCUUUCUUUGGGUCAAGAAAGAAGGCCAGUACAUUUUUUCCAUUAAUGGAAAUGGAAGAACCUUAGGGAGACAUGCUGUUUAGCGAAGUUGCAGAAAAUCAUCCUUUCUGGUGUUGUAUUGCCCCCUUUUUAAGUAGUCCUUUCUGGUGUUAUGUUCCCCCCUUUUAAGUAAUCCUUUUGCCAUUUUUAUGUAUUUAAUAUUUCCUCUUGGCUGUGUUAUAUGUAAUUAGUUGUGGCAGAGAGUUGUGAACUCCAGAAUUCUUUCUAACUCUUUAAUGUUUGAUGCAUAUUAUAUGUUGGGGAAUCUUCUAUCGUUAGCUGUGCAUGAUGACUGGGAAUUUUGUAUUCACCACUUAGAAAGUGACAGUGCUUGAUGUGUCAGUUCUGCCUGUUACUUGUCAACUUGCCCAUGAUUUGGAGUUUCAACUUUGACAGUUCAAGACCAAAAAUGUAGACUCAUUUUUUUCCCCCUAAAGCGCCAUAUGAAACACGGCAGUUUCUUAUUGGUUAAAUGUGCUUUAGGCAUCAUUAUACAAAUCUUGAACUGCAAAUAUUUCCUACAGGGAAAAACAUUUCAUCAUAUAAAUUUUGAAGUUAAAUUUUUUUCCAGUGAAAAACAUUUCUUCCACAAGUGCUUGUACAUUGGUUUUAUUAUGCAAUGUGACCCAUUGUGAAUGAUUUAGUAGUAUAUUCUAUAACUUGAUUUUGUUCUAUAAAAUUCGGAAUUAUCUACAGCACAUCCUAGUGUUCUAUGUGUGUGUUCCACUCCGAACCCCACCCCCUCCCAUGCGUGUGGUAAAGAGCAAAAUUUUAAUCAUUCUCAAAUUUAAAUUUCCUUAUCAAGAAUUUGUAGACAGAUUAUUUGUAAUCUCCUAUUGCUUUUAGGUUCUUGCUUGAGGAUCCAGCAGCUCAUUCUCAUCUUAGCUAUCACCAUCAUACUCUACAGUACUAACAAUAAUUUGUGUCCAUAGAUAGGACCAGGCCCGGAGCGGAAAUGAUCCUCUUCCACAAAAUGGAUGCGGUCACUGAAUGGCCAAUGGCUGGAACAAUUUUGACCAGAGGCUUACAGGCGCUUAGCAGAGUUCCUAGAGUCGCUAAUGUGGAUUGACAUGAGAAUUUUCUUUUAUUCGUUUUUUUUUUUUGGUUGUGCUUAAGCCAGGAUGGAAUUUUUAUUCUGGAUUGCACCUGUAUUCUAUGGGAAAAGAAAUAACCAAAAAAAAAUUUUUUUUUUUUUUUUUUCCCUGAGCUAAUUCUGCUCAAUGUGGUUUGCAUUUAGUGGUAGUUUCUUGCCAUUAGAUUUGUGUCCUUUCAUAAACUAAUAAAUUUUGUUGAUUUUCUAUAUAUGAUUACUGAAAUGAAUUUUCUAUUCA